GACGUCAUUUCCGAUAACAAAUCAAACAAAAUGGCCGCGUAAUAAUGUAUUUUUUAAUUAAACAUGUGAACAUUGUAUAAAAUAUGGCCCUGUUAGCCUUAAAAUUCAGCGAAGAGAAGCGCAGAAAUCUUGCAAUAUUUAUUGCAAUAUCACACUGGAUGUGCAUGCUACCAGCUUCCGUUUGUUUGCUUUUAGGAAUAUUAAUUUACAUAGAUAUAUCGAACAAAAUUUCGUUCAUUGAAGACCACAUUGGCAAUGUGGUACCAUUCUUUAUUGCAUUUUCAGGAUUUUUUGGACUAUUUUGUCACAUAUUUUGUGGGACAGUGGCAUUUUCUAAUAGAACAUCUGUGAAGCAGGAUAAAUGGAAGAAAUUAUUGCUGCCUGCAUUAAUCGCAACUGUUUUGCUCUUUCUUUUGGAACUCAUCACUGGUAUAAUGUGUAUAGUGCAUUUCCAAGGUAUGAAAGAUUCCUUCAUUACUGGCAUAAAACGUGCAAUGUCUUCCUACAAGGAUCGCGUAACGGUCAAAGCAGAAGUUGACACGAUGCAGAUUUCAUUUGAAUGUUGCGGUAUAAGGUCAUAUAAAGAUUGGUUCUAUGUCACAUGGAUGCAGCCAGAGUUUGUUAGUUCGAAAAAGUCGCAUGCAAGAAUAGAUUCCAGUGACAUAAUUAUAGACGAUGUGCCAUUCAGCUGCUGCACCUCUCACGUGCUCCGCCCGUGCAUUAAUCAUCACGUGCAUGACAACGCUCUUCACUUUAAUUAUGACUACCACGACAGUACUACAUUAUACAAGCACGGGUGCACGAACAAGCUGGUAGGGUUUUAUGGGAACCUUAUAUUGAAACGGACUGGAGCGCUGAUGCUAUUCUUGUCAGAUAUCCAGUUCAUGGUGAUGAUAUGCACACGGUUUUUGCAGACAUCUAUAGUUUCAAUGACGUCACAGGAUAGAGGAAAAGGAGCAUCCACCGGAUAUCUAUUUACUGCUCCAAAAGAAGCUUCCGAUUUCGACGUCAAAACAAUUUGCAAUAAAUUGUCAUUGGACUCAUCUGUUAACAACACUGAUGAGGCAAACAUCAGUGGGAGUGCGAGCACACAUUCUGGUGUAAAACGAGAUAGAAAUACGGACAAAGUUUAUAAUUUCGAUCAAGAGUUUGAAUUAGAUGAUCCUGUAGAUCGUGUUAUAAAAUUUAAAAAGAGUAGGGCGGAUGCUAAAAAACAAAGACUGAGACUUCAAAGACACCGCAGCAACAGAAAACCAACUCCGAAAACUGAAAAUUCUAUUUCUACAACAGAGUAUAGUGCAACGACAGAUAUAGCGAAGAAUGUGUUCAAUGACAAUUUUCCCAGCCUUGACAGAAAACCAACUUCGAAAUAUAAUAGUUCAUUUCCGACAUUAAGUGACCAUAAUGCAAAAACUUCAACACCGUUAAAAGCGUAUGGUUCGGUUCGCAAGAUAGCCGAAGAAAUAGGCCCAGUAAUGAUGCGGUCAUUUACUAGAUACUCAGAUAUUGAGCUUGUAAGACUGGUACACCAAAAAGCUUCCGGCAAAUAGAAAACUGUCUACGAGCAAAGGAAUAUACAUUAAUAAAAAUGAUUUUUGUAUCAGAAAAUGUAUUUAUUCUUUCUUGC
Ruditapes philippinarum (Manila clam) is the source of this 1627-nucleotide messenger RNA. Its product is annotated as peripherin-2-like. Gene Ontology annotation, cellular component: membrane. The coding region runs from base 84 to 1550 and encodes 488 amino acids. The transcript is spliced from 4 exons. The record is from RefSeq and is a predicted model, not a curated record. Gene Ontology annotation, biological process: visual perception. NCBI's taxonomy places the organism in Eukaryota, Metazoa, Mollusca, Bivalvia, Venerida, Veneridae.